AUGGCUCCGCCUAAGGGCUCGCGCUCCAAGACCACUACGGACCCUCCUGCUCCUCCUGUGGACACUGGUGUUAACAGCCCGGAUGAUCCUGCACUGUCGCCGAACAAGGAAGAUUCAAAUGCUGCAGUUAAUGUCCCUGCUUCGGCCGGCGGAUCUGGUCUCAGAGUUGCUGAUAAAGCUGCAGACAAUGCGACCAAAGGGAAAGCCGUCGUCGACGACUCACCUUUUGACGAUGAUGGCUUCAUUGAAGAUUCGGAUGACGAAAUGGAGAUGGAUCUGUCCCUGGAAGCGGAAUGUCGUCUUCGUACCGCUAUCAUUCUGCUUAUUCCGUUUGCCCUGCACAAGGAAAUUUCAGGCAUUAUCAUUGCUGUUCUGUCAGGUGCGCAAGAGAUACUCACAGCAGCCUCAGACUAUUUCAGAGGGAUUUUCGGGAAGGACAAGAGGCUUGAUUUCAGUGACUGGAAGCCUGUGAGGGACAGACAGCUGGGAGCUCGUGAAGCAGUGGGAUUGGAUGCAGACUGGACCGAGGAGGAGGUGCAGGCUGCUUACGCGUCACUGGCGAAAAACAAGUCGCCGGGCAGUGACGGCAUGUCAAAAGAGUUCUUCGAGGCCAACUGGGACCUCCUGGGGAAGAGCUUCAUGGCGCUGGUCAAGGAUUUCUCGGAGACGGCGGCCCUCCCGGAUGCGGUGAAGGGUGCUGUAACGAUUCUCCUGCACAAAAAAGGAGACAAGGAUCAGCUGGGGAACUAUCGGGCAAUCUCGCUGCUGAAUUUCACGUACAAAAUUCUGGCCAAGGUGUUGGCAGAACGGAUGAAGAAGGUGUUGCACCGGGUGAUCUCCCCGGAUCAAUAUGGCUUCAUUCCUGGGAGAAGGCUCACAGACGGGGUCGCGCUGGUCGCAGACAUCAUAGAUGCGGCAAAGAACAAGAGUGAAGACUGGUUCCUGCUGCUCGUUGAUUUUCAAAAAGCCUUCGACUCUGUGUCGAGGGGCUUUAUCUUCCAAGUGUUGAGGCGCAUGGGCUUCCCGGAGCGUUUUGUGUCGUGGGUUGAAGGCCUGCACUCACACACUACAACGAAGAUGUUGCUCAACGGCUGGCUGGGUGAAGGCAUUGAGGUGGUGUCAGGAGUUCGCCAAGGGUGCCCUUUAGCCCCGUACCUGUUCCUGUGCGCAGUGGAGCCGCUGGUGCAGGAUGUGGAGCGGAAAAAGCUGGGGCUGGAAAUUGGCGGGGAGAGGCUGUCGUACCUCGGGUACGCGGAUGAUACCACGCUGGCUCUGCAAGGGAAGCAGCAGAUUGUUAGGGCGGAGGGCAUCCUGACAAAGUUCGCGAAGAAGUCGGGACUGUGCAUAAACGUGGAAAAAACAGUCGUCUUACCACUCAGUCGGAACCGUGGGUACAAGGCACCGACGAGCAGUACCUUCAAGUGGGCGGAACCGGACGAUGCAGAGAGAAUGCUGGGUGUAUGGGUCACCCCGGACGGUAGCGGGCUCCCCACCUGGGAGAAGGCACUGGAGGAGAUUGCGAAAAGGCUGGUGAAAUGGAGGCAAAAAUAUCUCACGGAGAAAGCAAGGGGAGCGGUGGCGAAUGACUACAUCCAGCCGAUUAUGACUUUCCAGGCGCAGGUUUACCCGCCACCUGCGAAGAUAUGGGGGGAGCUGGAGAGAAUGAUUCACAACUUUGUCUCGGGGAACAAAGCGACAUCGACGCGGGGUUUCUUUCUCUGGAGCAAAGAGCUGCUGUACACCCCCCGGAGUGAGGGUGGCCUGGGGGUGAGGGACCCAAGCAUCACGCUCGCAUGUCUAGCCGCGAGGAGAGUCGGUCUGAUGUUGACAGAGACGAGCCAGCUGAAGCGGAAAUUAAUGAUUCAAGCGGCAGAUCUCCCGCUGGGGCUGGACACUUUCAUGUCACAUGACCGCCUCCUGCGACACUGGGAAGGGAGAAUUGCGGAGGAAAGGCUAGUGUUCAACAGGGCAAUCAUGGUCGGAACAGCCACGCCUGUGGGAGGACAGAAAGACGCUGAACCACUCUGGAAUUUUCGGUUGGGAGACAUGGUGAAGCGACUGCAGGACGGUAGCUGGGUGCUGAAAACCAUGGAGGAGCUCACAGCGAGGCUAGGAGGCAAGGGGCCGGCUAGACUUGCGCUGAGGGGUUUCGCAGCAGCGCCUGAGGAAUGGAGAACCUGCUUGCUGACCCCUCCUGCAAGCUCGGCUGGCUCUACCCCGGGGGACUGGAGGCGACUCCCGCAGCUGCCAAUCUUGAGAGACGGGGGGGUGAUUCCGCUCAAGGAGAUGAGGAGCCACUAG
Molecule: messenger RNA, 2301 nt
Organism: Closterium sp. Yama58-4
Lineage: Eukaryota; Viridiplantae; Streptophyta; Zygnematophyceae; Desmidiales; Closteriaceae
Source: the annotation of a GenBank genome assembly